CUACCAGCCUCACAGCCACUCAGGAGAGCCUAUCAUCCUACUGUGUGUGUGUGUGUCUGUGUGUGUGUUUCCCAGCGUGUGCCUUCUCUCAGUCUUAGCCAAAAAACAAACAAACAAACAAAAAACAUGGGUAGACACAAGAUGUAUUUGGAUAAACUCUCCAGGUUCUUCCAGAUCCGCCACAAGCUGCUUCGUCAGGCGCUGGCAGAGUGUCUUGGUACCCUCAUCCUUGUGAUGUUCGGCUGCGGUGCCGUGGCCCAGCUGGUGCUGAGCGGGGGUUCCCAUGGCAUGUUCCUCACCGUCAACUUUGCCUUCGGCUUCGCUGCCACCUUAGGCAUCCUGGUCUGCGGCCAGGUGUCAGGUGGCCAUCUCAACCCUGCUGUGACCUUUGCCCUGUGCCUUCUUGGGAGGGAGCGCUGGAGGAAGCUCCCCAUGUACUUCCUUUUCCAGACAAUUGGUGCCUUUUUUGGAGCUGCUAUCAUUUUUGGCAUGUACUACGAUGCCCUGUGGGACUUUCCCGGGUGUUUCAAUAUGACUGGAGACUCUGCCACCGCUGGCAUCUUUGCUACAUACCCUGCCAAGCAUCUCACCAUCGUCAAUGGCUUCUUUGAUCAGAUCAUUGGAACAGCAGCACUGAUAGUUAGUAUCCUGGCUAUUGUGGACCCCUACAACAACCCCAUCCCCCAAGGACUGGAGGCCUUCACUGUGGGAUUUGUGGUUCUGGUCAUUGGAUUGUCUAUGGGAUUUAAUUCUGGCUAUGCCGUCAAUCCUGCCAGAGACCUCGGACCACGCAUUUUCACCGCUGUGGCUGGGUGGGGACUCGAGGUUUUCACGGUUAGAAAUGGCUGGUUCCUUGUACCUGUUUUCGCACCAUUCCUCGGCACCAUCAUCGGCGUCAUGAUCUACCAGUUGAUGGUCGGUUUCCAUGUGGAGGGAGAAGAACGUGACCGGAGAGAGGCCAGGGAGGAGAACGUCCGACUCACCAAUGUCCACGCCAACGACAAUUCCAAGGAAGCUACCAAAGAAAUCCACUGAGACACGCAGCUAAUCAUGCUAAAACAUGCACAUGUGAAAACCACCAGUGCUGCAUUUAACCACCUUGCCACAACUAUUUGAUUUUUCAAACCAUCUUUACAGCUGAUGGUAGGAACUCAUUCAGUAUAGCUGCGUGUUUGUGAAAUCACUUUUUUUUUUUUUUUUUAAUUUUUAAUUGUUUUUUUACAUUAUCAUUCAACUGUAUUAUACUGUAGAGGAAUGAUUGUGUGUAAGUAGAAACACAGAAUUACAUUAAUUCUUUUAAGAGACAAACAUUUGAAUCUUAGUGUGUGUAUAGGAGUCCAUUUUAACAGUAUUGUGUGCUUUAUACCAAUGUAGAUUUCCGUAACAUUUUAUAGCAUUAUAAAUACUUUGUAUACAGUAGACAUAUUAAGAGAGGUGUAGGUCUUUCCCAAUCGCUUUCUGUCUAAGUCCAGAGCCUGUCAGUGUUUAUAUUCAGGGAAAUUAAAAUCUCAAACAUGAAUCCUUUUUUUUUUUUUUUUUUUUUUAAAAACGUCUGUUUUACAAGAACAUAGUACGCUACAGUGUAGAAGAGGCUCGACCCUAGACGACAUCGACUCUGUUGUCUAGGGCUGACUGGUGGUGAGGCUUUCCCACAACAUUCUUCUCUUUACCACUGCAGUCUUAAAGCAGCUACUUUAAAGCUGCUAGUUUUUUUUAUACACUGCCCACAACGACCAAGAAAAUUUUUAAACAGCAAUUCCAAACUCAUUAUUUACCCUUUGUUUGAAAGAAAUGUUAGAAGGCGCUGGUUGUACCAAUCUUCUAGUUUCCUUGAAACGUCCGUCCCCAUCUAUGUGCUGAACCAUAUUCACGUUCUUUUAUGCCUCUUGAUGUUUUUCUGUCUUGUGUAUUCGUGGUUGGGUGCAAGACCACACUGUGAGUGUUUGUGUUGUAUUUGUAGGUUGAGGGGAAAUGCUUUUGUACCAAUACAAUAAAGUUCUGUUUUUUUUUUUUUAUUGUUGCAUGAA
Messenger RNA from Mugil cephalus (flathead mullet), 2027 nucleotides. RefSeq names its product aquaporin-3-like. The transcript is spliced from 6 exons. Gene Ontology annotation, molecular function: urea transmembrane transporter activity; water channel activity; glycerol channel activity. Gene Ontology annotation, cellular component: basolateral plasma membrane; plasma membrane. The coding region runs from base 127 to 1035 and encodes 302 amino acids. Lineage: Eukaryota; Metazoa; Chordata; Actinopteri; Mugiliformes; Mugilidae. Gene Ontology annotation, biological process: water transport; glycerol transmembrane transport. The record is from RefSeq and is a predicted model, not a curated record.